Messenger RNA from Rhineura floridana, 2937 nucleotides. RefSeq names its product cAMP responsive element modulator (gene CREM). Gene Ontology annotation, molecular function: RNA polymerase II cis-regulatory region sequence-specific DNA binding; protein binding; DNA-binding transcription factor activity, RNA polymerase II-specific. Gene Ontology annotation, biological process: regulation of transcription by RNA polymerase II. Bases 121 to 1131 code for a protein of 336 amino acids. The record is from RefSeq and is a predicted model, not a curated record. Gene Ontology annotation, cellular component: ATF4-CREB1 transcription factor complex; nucleus. NCBI's taxonomy places the organism in Eukaryota, Metazoa, Chordata, Lepidosauria, Squamata, Rhineuridae. The transcript has 8 exons.
UUUCAGAAUUCGGAGGCAGUAGCUUGCAGGCUGGUUUAAACAAACAUAGUUUAAAAAGCACACAGUGAAAUCUUGUCCAUGUUUACUUGAAAGCAAGUCCCUUUAUGUUCAAUUGGGCCUAUGUGCAGACAAAUGACCAUGGAAACGGGUGAAUCACAGCAAGAUGGCAAUGCAGCAGACUCUGUUGCAGAAAGUGAUGCUGUUACUAUACAGCCUCCACCUGGCCAAAAUCAGAUCUCCACUAUAGCACAGGUUUCUGUAGCAGGAUCAACAACUGGAAGAGGAUCUCCCUCCGUAACUGUCGUGCAAUUGCCUUCUGGUCAAACUGUCCAUGUGCAGGGAGUGAUUCAAGCCACCCAACCUUCAGUUAUUCAGUCACCACAAUUGCAAUCUGUUCAGGUAGCAUCAGCUACAAGCACAGAUGACUCUAUAGAGUCGGAGGUUGUCAUUGAUUCUCAGAAGCGGAGGGAGAUCCUCUCAAGGAGGCCUUCAUAUCGAAAAAUUCUGAAUGAACUUUCUUCUGAUGCACCCGGUGUCACUAAGAUUGAAGAAGGAAAGCCAGAGGAAGAAGGAGCGCCCUCUGGCAUCCCUGCCAUGGCAGUGCCAACCAGCCUUUAUCAGACUAGCACCGGGCAGUACAUUGCUAUAGCCCAGGGGGGAACAAUCCAGAUCUCUAAUCCAGCAUCUGAUGGCGUUCAGGGGUUGCAGACAUUAACAAUGACAAAUUCAGGAGCUCCUCAGCCUGGUGCUACCAUUGUACAAUAUGCAGCUCAAACACCUGAUGGCACACAACAGUUCUUUGUUCCUGGGAGUCAAGUUGUUGUCCAAGCUGCUACUGGUGACAUGCCAACUUACCAGAUCCGAACUCCAACCACAGCCUUACCUCAAGGGGUAGUCAUGGCAGCAUCCCCAGGAACGUUGCAUAGCCCACAGCAGCUAGCAGAAGAAGCAACACGUAAAAGAGAGCUAAGGCUCAUGAAAAAUAGGGAAGCUGCAAAAGAAUGUCGACGGCGGAAGAAAGAAUAUGUGAAAUGUCUGGAGAGUCGUGUUGCGAUGUUAGAAGUUCAAAACAAGAAACUUAUAGAAGAGCUAGAAACCUUAAAAGACAUUUGCUCUUCCAAGACAGACUAGUGUCAAUAUUGAAACUGUGAACUGGCUACAGCAUGUACAGAUGCUUCUGCAGGCAAUCUCUAGUCAACAAGAAUUAUGACUUUUCCUUUGUAUCAUUUGUCUUCUACUCCAGCCUCCAACAUUCCUGAAAUGCUGCAUUUUUGUAGAUUCCAAGUUGAAACUUCAGGUGUCUUUUUCUUAUCCAGAAAGAGUCAAAUGUUUAAGGCAGUGUCUGUUCCAUCUUUUCAAAAUGCAACAUGCGUAAGAGCUGCUCCUCUGCCCAAUAUUUGCAUUAAUUACUUUAAAUGUCUAAUUUUGGUAGUUCCCACUCGCACCAGUAUUUUAAAGUGAUCAAAGAUAAUGCAUCCAAGACAAUAAAAUAAAAACCACCCAAAGAAUCUCAGGAAAGAGUUAUAUAUAAAUAUAUAUAUAUAUAUAAGUAUGUUGUAAUGACAUACGUGUAUUAGAAUACUAGUUUACAAAUGAAUUUAUGGCAUAUUUUUAUAUUCAUCGCUUUGUGAAGAAAGUAUUGUAUUGCUGUCACUGAGCGCCAUGGUUGAAACUAGUUUUUAAAUAGAACCAUGUUGGUUAAACUUUGUAGUGUUUGGUGUUUGUUUGAACAUUUGGCCCACCUAAAAAGUUUUAAAAAUUAAUGGUGCAUGUUGUGAAGUAAUUUUAGCAGACAUAUUUACUGGGUGUCUUAUAUUUCAUGAGCAAUCAACAGAAUUGUAAUGGAAGGAUCUUGAAUCAGCUCACACACAUACCUGCUGUCUAUGCAAUGAUUUCCUGUAAAUAAUAGUGGGUUUUUUUAAAAAAAAAAAAAUUAAGUCUGCAUCAUACAGAUAGUUCCCUCAUGAUCUUCAUCCAGGCUAACCAAUCUUCUUUAAGGGUAUUUCACACAACUUCCACAAGCAUGGUUAGUCAGCUCUGCUUAGAGGGGGGAGGGAUUUAUACUACUUGAAAUGUGCUGGGGAUGUAAACUACAUUUGUGGAAUAUGAUUUCUUUUGUCCAUUGAAUCAGUACAAGCACAGGGUGGCUCUGUUUCUCUACCCCGACAUUCAUUUAUCUAUGUUGCUUUGCAGUUCUGUGACACUCCUCUUUUUCUUAUGUUUCCUCCUGGUCCCAUUCUUUUGUAUAGACCUGGUUCCCAUGCCCAUUAGCUAAAACAUAUAUCAGUUUUCCACUGAUCUGGAGCUUGGAAACUAUAGACAAAAUGAUGCAGAGCACAUGUGGAUAUCAAGCAGCUCUUCACAGUUGUUGUCACAAACAAGGAUUUUCUUUUGCAUGACUUUAGUAAUGCUUCCUUUUCCUGUGACAGCAUAUAUAUAUUUAAAACAGUAUAGUAAACUGUGAAUACUAACACUACACAUUUGUUUCGUGGUGGAUCCACUAGAAGAAAUUAUAGAGAGCUAGUUGGCUACUGUUUGGUUUUCAGAAGAUAGAGGAAAAUAUAUAUCUGGAUGACUUCAGAAGACUUAAUUUCAUCUCAUCUGGCCAAAAGACCAUUGCUUCUGUUCUUUUAACAUAUCUUUGAAUUGCAGGCAAUAUGUCACAGUGAGGGAGGUCUCUCUCACUCCCACUUUACAAAUGGUGAAGAAAUUGCAGAUUGCCCAGGACUUGCCCAUGGAAAUUUACUCAUGCCUUUUUCAAGCAAGUUGAGAAAUGUUCUAUUCACUGUGGAGUUAAUUGGUACAUGUGGUUGGUUUAGAGGUUUCUUGAAAGAAAAGUACUAUCAUGUAAAGUUCUCACCUCUAGCCAGACGAAACAGGCAAGGGAUAUGGUGAUUAGGCUACAUCAAUAUGAAGCACACUGCUGUUAGGGAAGAA